AUGGCCGCUAAAUACAAGGCGGUAGCGAUCUCUGCCUCAGCAAAAGGAACAGAAGAAGCAGAGUCUCAACCGAGUGGCGAUAUUGAGGAACACAUAGAUCUUCAACUCCAGACAAUUGAGAAAGUAGCGAACCACUCGCGGAAUCCAAAAGGAAACUUCAUCCGUGGCUUAAAGCUAGCUGUGCGUAACGUUAAAGCCGCGACCGUUGACUCGGACGGAGGUCAAUCACUGGUUAGGAUCCCAGAGAACUACAGCCGCAACCAGUCUCAGAAGAGAAAUAAAAAGAAAAAGGCGAAGAAAAAGAAGUCCUCACCAUCGUUAGUGACAGAUUUGCCUCCGAUCCCUGCACCAUAUGUGCACUCAGAGGCAGAGACAGCGUCAAGGUCGCUCAAGGAAAUCUCGCGCUCCUUCGUCUGCAGCGGUGAAAGUUACAAUUCUAGAAGCUCCUCCGUUACAUACGGAAUGUUAAUGGCGGAAGCAAAAUCUAAAAUUGCGUUGCUAGCGCUAGGUAUAGAAUCUGCCAUUCGUCAAAAACGCGCCGUGGCCGGAGGUCUCUUAUUAGAGGUCUCAGGUCCAAACUGCGGGCAGAAGGCGGACAAUUUGGCUGCUAAAUUGCGGGAGAUAUUUCCAGCCGCAGAUGCCUUGAAACAGGCCAUGUGGUUCGCAGACACUUGUGGUGAGACCGGGCAUAAAGCGAAGGAGUGCACCUCUACAGAUUUAAAGUGCCCCUUGUACUCGGAUCUGGGACUUCCUUCGAGUCACCGUCUGGGUAACCAGUGCCCCAAAACAACGAGAAAAGGCAAAAAGAAGCAAACGCAGGCCACUACAGCAAAAACGGCUACGGCAACUAAUAUGACGGCGACGAGCAAUAGCUCGCCGAUGGAGGUUGGUGAGGUA
Iphiclides podalirius (scarce swallowtail) is the source of this 897-nucleotide messenger RNA. The record is from the annotation of a GenBank genome assembly. Lineage: Eukaryota; Metazoa; Arthropoda; Insecta; Lepidoptera; Papilionidae.